AUUCGUCAGCCGUCCUUUGCGCGAGCCCUCUGACCCCGCCCCCAUGAGUCAGCUGAACGCUCAGUGCGCGGAGCCGAGAGAGAGAGAGACAGACAGAGGAUGAGUGUGAAGAUUAACGUGGAAUACUGCGGUGGCUGAGGGUAUGAACCCCGCUAUCAGAAACUCGCCGACAUCAUCACAGAGGCGUUUCCUGAUGCGGAGAUUUCUGGAAAUGUUGGGAGAAAAGGCAGCUUCGAGAUUGAAAUCAAUGGGAAGUUGGCCUUUUCCAAGCUAGAAACCAGUGGAUUCCCUUAUGAAGAUGAUAUCAUCAAUGCAAUCAAAAAAGCCAGUAAUGGAGAAGAAGUAGAAAAAGUUGUCAAGAGCCGCCCUCCUUGUGUCAUUCUGUAGUUCUGCCUCGAUGGUGCCUUCUCUUUAUCAGCUGCUAACCUGCCAAGUUUGCAGCAUUUAAACUUUGCCUUGAAGCGUGUUCUAGUCCAGGUCCUGGAGAUGUGGAAACACUCGAGCCCCAAGAGUGGGAGACUGGGUGCUGACGGUGAAUUUAUUUUUGAAGCCGUGUUGACCUGACAGAUUUUGAUUUCUCUACUAGCUCAUUCUGCUCCAGUUAUAACUUGCAAUUCCUACUUCUUUAAGCAUGCCUGGCAAAUCUCUUUUUAAAUACUUUUUCGUCCAAAGUAGUGUGCGAAUCACUACUUUUUUACUCUAUUUCCCCUGUAGUUCCUCCUUGGACAGACACUGUUUUCUGCUGGGAUUCUGUUUGUUCCUGGGAUUCUGCCAUUGCUAAACAUGCUGCUGACCCAGAGCUCUAUUGUCUUGUCUGCUCCCCUCAUUUUCCUCUGGUACAUUUAGUCUUUCUGAAAUUAGAGCUAGUAAAUGAAAGCAGCCAGAUUAUGCUGACAGACAUCACUGAUUUGUAACUCUGCGUGCACAUUACUGGAAAAAUCACCACAAUCAGUAUGGAAGGGCAGUUGUUUCAUGCAAUGUCCCUCCCCUUGCGUUGAGUUUGGGUCAGGUACCAACUUCGUUUUGGAGGUUGAUGUGCUUUCAGUUCUGCCUAGUGCUCUCAGCUGGCCACAGUUGAUGUAAUGGGGAGGGAGAAUGCUGACCCAACUGCUCUUAAAUUCCCCCACCUGCCCCCUCACUAAGCAGGAAGACAUUUGAACACCGCGUGACAUCCGCCUCUGUGUCUGAGAUUGAGAUGGGCACAUCGGGGCAUAAAAUCUAUAUCCCUCUGGUCUCGAUAACAUUAAUGCAAAUGAGUUUCCGAUUGAUCUGAAGAACAGGAGAUGAUAGAUUCAACCAUGCUGAGAGAAAUGGGUUUCUCUCUAUUCUAGCCCUUUAGCUGAGGCUUUUGUUAUUCAUUUCUCGUAGACCUACUCCUAUCGCAUCUCGGUGUGGUGGCUGAGAAGUGUAGCACGUUCCUCACAUAGUCUGAAUAUUCCAUCUGUCCUUUCUCUGUCUGUGGUUUGCGCUGGGAUUUUCUGCAAAAGUGGCGGCUAAUUUGCUGAAGUUAUCAACUUGCUGCAGAUUUAGAAUCUGGUUCUAUAAAUGACUAUUUUAACAAAAACAAAAUGGUUAAAAUAUGAAAAGAAAGAUGCCUUUUCUAAUGGGAGAGCAGGUUUACAACUUCAGUAAACUUUUUUAAACAAAGAAUUAUGUUGUUUGAAUUUGGCUAUAUUUCAAAUAUAAUAAAAACAUUUACACAAGAA
Molecule: messenger RNA, 1706 nt
Organism: Carcharodon carcharias (great white shark)
Lineage: Eukaryota; Metazoa; Chordata; Chondrichthyes; Lamniformes; Lamnidae
Gene: mien1
Product: selenoprotein W, 2a
Exons: 4
Biological process (GO): positive regulation of filopodium assembly; negative regulation of apoptotic process
Source: RefSeq, a predicted model, not a curated record